GGGAGGACUCUGCAGAGCGGAAGUCGCUGAGGUGGACGGAGGCGGAGGCAGCGAGCGACGAUGAACAACAAAUUCGACGCUUUAAAAGAUGAUGAUAGUGGAGACCAUGACCAGAACGAGGAGAACAACACACAGAAAGACAGUGAGAAGGAAAAGAAUGAUCGAGAGAAACCACAGAGUAGUACCAAGAGGAAGGCUGUUGUCCCAGGGCCAACUGAGCACCCCCUGCAAUAUAAUUACACUUUUUGGUACUCCAGACGAACACCUGGGAGGCCUACCAGCUCACAGAGUUAUGAACAGAACAUCAAACAGAUUGGCACCUUUGCCUCAGUGGAGCAGUUCUGGCGGUUUUACAGUCACAUGGUACGUCCCGGGGACCUGACAGGCCAUAGUGACUUCCAUCUUUUCAAAGAGGGGAUCAAACCCAUGUGGGAGGAUGAUGCCAACAAAAAUGGUGGUAAAUGGAUUAUCCGUCUGCGGAAGGGCUUAGCGUCACGAUGCUGGGAGAAUCUCAUUCUGGCAAUGUUGGGAGAACAGUUUAUGGUGGGAGAAGAAAUCUGCGGGGCAGUCGUCUCUGUCCGGUUCCAGGAGGAUAUUAUCUCGAUAUGGAACAAGACAGCCAGUGACCAGGCCACAACAGCCCGGAUACGUGACACGUUACGAAGAGUGCUAAACCUACCUCCCAACACCAUCAUGGAAUAUAAAACGCACACCGACAGCAUCAAGGCCUGGGAGGAGUUUCAUGGCCUGGUGAACAGCAGUGGCCGCUGAUCGAACGCUCCCCUUCCCUCUGUCACACGCAGGGGAUAAUUCAAGCUUUCGAAAUACAAAAAUCACAUUGUGAGAACAAGAGUUGGCACUAAGCUCCUCUCUUCGUGUUGAAAGCACUGAGAGGUCUCCACCAGUGCCCUCCGACCUCUGAAGGGACUCAUGGGCCACUCUCUUGCGCUCCUCCUUGGAGGAAGGAUCCAUCCAACGCCCUCCAGCAGCGGUGAUAAUAGAGGCUGAUCUUGUCAUACACAAACUUUUUUAGCAGUGGGGCGGGAGGCCAACCUUUCAAUUAGCAACGUGCCCUUGGGGCCACAUCUUGCAGCACUUUCCUCUCUUUCUCUACAUGGCAUGCAGGAUCUCUGGGAUUCUGCCUUGACAUCAGAGCCUUUUGCUGAGGGAUACCAGUAUUAAAAAUCUCUCUGCAGCUGGGAGGAGCUUCCCAGUUGAGAGUCAGCCCCAUGGUUUGCAAAUACACCCCUUUCAGCUCUGCCAAUAAAUUAUUGGGUCUCUUUGUUUCUUUCA
This is a messenger RNA of Rhea pennata, 1293 nucleotides long. It is a transcript of the gene EIF4E2, whose product is annotated as eukaryotic translation initiation factor 4E family member 2. NCBI's taxonomy places the organism in Eukaryota, Metazoa, Chordata, Aves, Rheiformes, Rheidae. The record is from RefSeq and is a predicted model, not a curated record. Gene Ontology annotation, molecular function: RNA 7-methylguanosine cap binding; translation initiation factor activity. Gene Ontology annotation, biological process: translational initiation. The transcript has 8 exons. Bases 61 to 771 code for a protein of 236 amino acids. Gene Ontology annotation, cellular component: eukaryotic translation initiation factor 4F complex; cytoplasm.